This is a messenger RNA of Micropterus dolomieu (smallmouth bass), 1314 nucleotides long. Its product is annotated as Wilms tumor protein homolog. The transcript is spliced from 7 exons. Gene Ontology annotation, cellular component: nucleus. NCBI's taxonomy places the organism in Eukaryota, Metazoa, Chordata, Actinopteri, Centrarchiformes, Centrarchidae. Gene Ontology annotation, molecular function: RNA polymerase II cis-regulatory region sequence-specific DNA binding; DNA-binding transcription factor activity, RNA polymerase II-specific. Gene Ontology annotation, biological process: regulation of transcription by RNA polymerase II. The record is from RefSeq and is a predicted model, not a curated record. The coding region runs from base 43 to 708 and encodes 221 amino acids.
AGCACUGUGCUGUAUGUUUCACUUAGUGAAAACCUGUACCAAAUGGCAUCUCAGCUGGACUGUGUAACAUGGAACCAAAUGAACAGCCUGGCAUCUUCCAUGAAGAGUGAGGACACUUUGACUGGACCGCACUUCUUCGAGGACUUGGUUUUAGAUGGCCAUACAACCAGCUACGACAGUGACCCCACAGUCCCGCCUCCGCCCAUGCUCGUCAGUGCCCAGUACCACAUACACACACACGGUGUCUUCAGAGGACUUCAGGAUGUUCGACGGGUAGCUGCCAUUGCCCCACCAGUUGUGAAAGAGGCCAAUGAAAAGCGUCCAUUUGUGUGUGCUUACCCUGGCUGCAGCAAGAGAUACUUCAAACUGUCACAUCUGCAGAUGCACGGCCGCAAACACACAGGAGAGAAGCCUUACCAGUGUGAUUUCACAGACUGCGGCCGUAGAUUCUCUCGCUCAGACCAGUUAAAGAGGCACCAGCGCAGACACACAGGAGUGAAGCCCUUUCAGUGCGAAACGUGUCAGAGAAAGUUUUCACGGUCAGAUCAUCUUAAGACGCACACUCGGACUCAUACAGGUAAAACAAGUGAGAAGCCCUUCUCCUGCCGCUGGUCCAACUGUCAGAAGACAUUUGCCCGCUCUGACGAGUUGAUGCGCCACCACAGCAUGCACCAAAGGAACCUGACCAAGCUGCAACCUGCCAUCUGAGCAGCGAGAGGAGGAAGAGAAGGAUGAAGAGGAAGGUGACAGUAUGUUGUGCCAGUUAGUAGAGAAAGAUGCUGGAGCCUGGUCAACAGUUAUGGUCCCCUGCUAGACUCGCCAAAGUGGUGAGCACAGCUGACGCCUCCCUCAGCCAGCCAACAUUAAGAGACUACGAUGAUCCUCGAGGUCUUCAAGAUGCACCUCAAACUAGCCCUCGUUGCAGUUAUUUGACGUUAUAACUCAGACUGAGUACAAUACCACAGUAACUCUGAGCCAAGAAGAUUUUUUAUGUGAGAUGAGGAAAAUGUUCAUGCAUUAUUUUGGAUAUUUUAAUACACUUGCACUGGGUUCUUUUUUUCAUUAUUAAAAUUGUGUCACCUUGAAAAUGUGCUGGACGAUGUAGACUGGAUUUAGGAAAUGGACAUUGUGUCUUUUUCUUUUUGUCCAUUAAGUUGAACACAGUUCAUUUGUGCUUUGGGGAAUGUGAACGUCUUUAUAUUCCUACCCACCAAAUUGCUUUGUAUAUACUGUAUGUGGUGUAUUUGCUUACCUUUAUUGACAUUCCUUUUGUAUUUUCUAUGUUUUUGUAAGUUUAUAAAAUGUUGAUUCACA